Panicum hallii is the source of this 1528-nucleotide messenger RNA. Its product is annotated as mitochondrial dicarboxylate/tricarboxylate transporter DTC-like. The transcript has 6 exons. The record is from RefSeq and is a predicted model, not a curated record. NCBI's taxonomy places the organism in Eukaryota, Viridiplantae, Streptophyta, Magnoliopsida, Poales, Poaceae. The coding region runs from base 213 to 1121 and encodes 302 amino acids. Gene Ontology annotation, molecular function: oxoglutarate:malate antiporter activity.
CGGCGUCGGCCACGGCCAGCGCUCGUGGCUGUCGUCGACAUAAAAAGGGCGACGCAAACCGGCGCGGGCACCAGGCAGCAGGGGAGUGCGCAGGUCUCUAUCGCCCCCCGCCACAACCUCCCGGCUCCCAGGCACCAGCCGCGUCCACCGCCUAAACCCUCUGCUCUCCUCAGGAGCUGCGAGGGUAGGACGAGGAGGAGGAGCAGGUCGGGAUGGCGGACGCCAAGCAGCAGCAGGCGGUGGCGCCAAGCGCCGCGUGGAUGACGGUGAAACCCUUCGUCAAUGGCGGCGCCUCCGGCAUGCUCGCCACCUGCGUCAUCCAGCCAAUCGACAUGGUCAAGGUCAAAAUCCAACUGGGAGAGGGCUCUGCAGCUACCGUCACCAAGAAGAUGCUUGCUAAUGAGGGAAUCGGUUCCUUUUACAAGGGAUUAUCAGCUGGUUUGCUAAGGCAAGCCACGUACACGACUGCUCGUCUUGGAUCCUUCAGGGUUCUAACAAAUAAAGCAGUUGAAGCAAAUGAGGGAAAGCCACUACCUCUACUGCAAAAAGCUGUUAUUGGUCUCACUGCUGGAGCAAUUGGAGCAUCUGUUGGUAGUCCUGCAGAUUUGGCACUCAUUAGGAUGCAGGCCGAUUCAACCCUGCCAGCUGCCCAACGGCGUAACUACAAGAAUGCUUUUCAUGCGCUUUACCGUAUUGUCGCCGAUGAAGGUGUUCUGGCACUUUGGAAGGGUGCAGGCCCAACUGUAGUCAGAGCUAUGUCCCUAAACAUGGGCAUGCUUGCCUCCUAUGAUCAGAGUGUUGAAUUAUUUAGAGACAAAUUAGGUGCUGGAGAAUUAUCUACAAUGCUCGGGGCAAGUGCUGUAUCAGGAUUCUGUGCAUCUGCCUGCAGUUUGCCGUUCGAUUAUGUGAAGACGCAGAUUCAGAAGAUGCAGCCUGAUGCCAAUGGGAAGUACCCGUACACUGGAUCUCUUGACUGCGUCAUGAAGACCUUAAAGAGUGGAGGCCCGUUUAAGUUCUACACCGGGUUUCCUGUCUACUGUGUGAGGAUUGCUCCACAUGUCAUGUUGACUUGGAUAUUCUUGAAUCAGAUCCAGAAGUUCGAGAAGGAUAUGGGACUUUAAGAUUUGGUUUGUUGGUCCUGCUCGCGCUAAGACAUAACUAUAAUAAGCCAGCUGCUUUGUAAGCCAGCAAUGGGUUCUCAUACACAGAAUUCGAAGUUCUGAUUUCAUCAAGUCUAUACGCUGCUUGGUGGUUUGAUCCUUUGACCUAAAGAGUCAUAUCGUCUGUUGUACUUUGGAGCGUUGCUGGGUAACUUUUGUUGCUGACGUAUGUGGUUGGUAGGGGCACUACCAAGAGAAAAUACUACGAAAGUGGAUUUAAUUCGUGUCAAUGAAUGGAGCCAAAUUUCGCACACAGUUUCACCAAUCUAUCUCUAUAUUUUGUUAGUCCUGUUAUGUUCAUCAUGUAUACGUGUGUUUACUUUCUUUUUUCUUCCGGGUAUGAGUAUGAGAUGGCAGUUCUGUUUCCA